CACACUUCUUCGAGUCUUCUUCCCAUCGCUAGAAGCCAUGGCGAGCGUCAAUUCCCCUCAGUCUGAACCUCAGCUUGGCCCACAGCCAGAUAUGAGGCUUCUAACAGAAGGACUUGAGCAAGCCACGUCGGGACUCCAGCAAGCCACCACGGGACUCCAGCAAGCUGGCACCGAGUUGGCAAAUUUUGCCAACCUUCCUCCUAUUGCUCAGACCAUUGCAAUCAUACAGCAGAUGCAACAGAUCCAGCAACAGAUGCAACAAAAUCAUCAACAAAUCCAGCAGCAGAUCCAGCAACAGAUGCAACAAAACCAUCAACAAAUCCAGCAGCAGAUCCAGCAACAGAUGCAACAAAACCAUCAACAAAUCCAGCAGCAGAUCCAGCAACAGAUCCAGCAACUCCGCACUGAUAUCACAACAAGUCAGCAGGCAGCCGAAUACAACUCUAUUGCCCGCCUUCAAAACUCUGGUAUUAGAAGACCCGACGCCCCUCUUACCGCACUACGUGAAUAUACGACAAACGCCGACGUCGAAGGUUUUCCUGCCACACCGGCUCAGCUUUCAAAUAUGUCAGGUCCCGCGCUAGAUCGUGUGUUAACAGUACUAAACCUGCCUACCAACGGCACGUCUGCGGAUAAGAAGCAGCGGCUGAGAUUCUACGUUGGGUUGGCAGAUGCACGUUAGCAAUAAGGAAGAUGCUAGCAUACUAGAAUGGAUGGUUAGAACGGAAUGAAUAUUGCUUCAGUUGCAGCUUGCAAGGGUUCUUUAGCUACACUUGCUAAGGGUCUCUAACUAUACCUGCUCAACCUAACAUACGGUUAACGUAAUACGGCGACAAAGCCAUAAACUUUUUGUACUAUUGCUAGAGUUACU
Molecule: messenger RNA, 871 nt
Organism: Lindgomyces ingoldianus
Lineage: Eukaryota; Fungi; Ascomycota; Dothideomycetes; Pleosporales; Lindgomycetaceae
Exons: 2
Coding region: 38-682 (214 amino acids)
Source: RefSeq, a predicted model, not a curated record